Capra hircus (goat) is the source of this 2218-nucleotide messenger RNA. It is a transcript of the gene HNRNPH1, whose product is annotated as heterogeneous nuclear ribonucleoprotein H1 (H). Bases 161 to 1579 code for a protein of 472 amino acids. Gene Ontology annotation, molecular function: RNA binding. NCBI's taxonomy places the organism in Eukaryota, Metazoa, Chordata, Mammalia, Artiodactyla, Bovidae. The transcript is spliced from 13 exons. Gene Ontology annotation, cellular component: ribonucleoprotein complex; nucleoplasm. Gene Ontology annotation, biological process: regulation of RNA splicing. The record is from RefSeq and is a predicted model, not a curated record.
CCUGGCUGCGCGUGCGCAGAGCUUGUUCAAUGGGCCUUAUUUAGGUUGCGCAGGCGCCCACUAGCCAUUUCGUCUCAGCCGCGCCGAAGUUGUGUUUGCAGGUCUGACUGCGGUCCCCCGUCUUGCAGUCUGAUUCGACGCCAGCACCCACUAGGAGACCAUGAUGUUGGGCACCGAAGGCGGUGAGGGGUUCGUGGUGAAGGUCCGGGGCUUGCCUUGGUCUUGCUCUGCAGACGAAGUGCAGCGGUUUUUUUCUGACUGCAAAAUUCAAAAUGGGGCUCAAGGUAUUCGUUUCAUCUACACCAGAGAAGGCAGACCGAGUGGAGAGGCUUUUGUUGAACUUGAAUCAGAAGAUGAAGUCAAAUUGGCCCUGAAAAAAGACAGAGAAACUAUGGGACACAGAUAUGUUGAAGUAUUCAAGUCAAACAACGUUGAAAUGGAUUGGGUGUUGAAGCAUACUGGUCCAAAUAGUCCUGACACGGCCAAUGAUGGCUUUGUACGGCUUAGAGGACUCCCCUUUGGAUGUAGCAAGGAAGAAAUUGUUCAGUUCUUCUCAGGGUUGGAAAUCGUGCCAAAUGGGAUAACAUUGCCGGUGGACUUCCAGGGGAGGAGUACGGGGGAGGCCUUCGUGCAGUUUGCUUCACAGGAAAUAGCUGAAAAGGCUCUAAAGAAACACAAGGAAAGAAUAGGGCACAGGUAUAUCGAAAUCUUUAAGAGCAGUCGAGCUGAAGUUAGAACUCACUAUGAUCCACCACGAAAACUUAUGGCCAUGCAGCGACCAGGUCCCUAUGACAGACCUGGGGCUGGCAGAGGGUAUAACAGCAUUGGACGAGGAGCGGGCUUUGAAAGGAUGAGGCGUGGUGCUUAUGGUGGAGGUUAUGGAGGCUAUGAUGAUUAUAAUGGCUAUAAUGAUGGCUAUGGAUUUGGGUCAGAUAGAUUCGGAAGAGACCUCAAUUACUGUUUUUCAGGAAUGUCUGAUCACAGAUACGGGGAUGGUGGCUCUACUUUCCAGAGCACAACAGGACACUGUGUACACAUGCGGGGAUUGCCUUACAGAGCCACUGAGAAUGACAUUUAUAAUUUUUUUUCACCACUCAACCCUGUGAGAGUACAUAUUGAAAUUGGUCCUGAUGGCAGAGUAACUGGUGAAGCAGAUGUCGAGUUUGCAACUCACGAAGAUGCUGUGGCAGCUAUGUCGAAAGACAAAGCAAAUAUGCAACACAGAUAUGUAGAACUCUUCUUGAAUUCUACAGCAGGAGCAAGCGGUGGUGCUUACGAACACAGAUAUGUAGAACUCUUCUUGAAUUCUACAGCAGGAGCAAGCGGUGGUGCUUAUGGUAGCCAAAUGAUGGGAGGCAUGGGCUUGUCAAACCAGUCCAGUUACGGUGGCCCGGCUAGCCAGCAGCUGAGUGGUGGUUAUGGAGGCGGCUAUGGUGGCCAGAGCAGCAUGAGUGGAUACGGCAGCCAAGGAGCAGUGAGCAGCAGCUACUACAGUAGUGGAAGCCGAGCAUCUGUGGGAGUGAACGGAAUGGGAGGGAUGUCUAGCAUGUCCAGUAUGAGUGGUGGAUGGGGAGUGUAACUGGCCCUGGUCACUGACUCUUGGUCAACAUUUUUUAAAAGAAAAACUUAAGUUUUAACAGUUUUGCAAUACAAGCUUGUGAUUUAUGCUUACUCUAAGUGGAAAUCAGGAUUGUUUUAAAGACUUAAGGUUCAGUAUUUUUGAACACACAUUCAUCUAGGAUGUAACAACUAGGUUGAGUAAACUAUUACUGUUAAAUAAUUUUCAGCUUUUCUCAAGUUAGUUCUAUUGUAGGAUGUACUUAAGCAGUAAGUGUAUUUAGGUUAAAGCAGUUGAAUUAUGUUAAAUGUUGCUCUUACAUCACAUUACAUUGAACACUGUCUGGAUGCAUGUUGAAAGACAUGCUUUUUUUUUGUAAAACUCAAUAUAGGAGCUGUGUCUACAAUUAAAAGUGAAACAUUUGGCAUGUUUGUUAAUUCUAGUUUCAUUUAAUAACCUCUAUGGCACGUAAGUUUAAGCUUUUUUUUUUAAGUUAAUGGGGGAAAUUUGACACGCAAUACCAAUACUUUAGGAUUUUGGUCUUGGUGUUUGUAUGAAAUUCUGAGGCCUUGAUUUAAAUUUUUCAUUGUAUUGUGAUUUUCCUUUUAGGUGUAUUGCGCUAAGUGAAACUUGUCGAAUAAAUCUUCCUUUUAGAAACUG